Messenger RNA from Orbilia oligospora ATCC 24927, 1233 nucleotides. RefSeq lists its product as uncharacterized. The transcript has 2 exons. The record is from RefSeq and is a predicted model, not a curated record. NCBI's taxonomy places the organism in Eukaryota, Fungi, Ascomycota, Orbiliomycetes, Orbiliales, Orbiliaceae. The coding region runs from base 1 to 1233 and encodes 410 amino acids.
AUGGCAUCAUACACUCUACCCAUCGGCGUCAGACCUAACACCAUUCACAAAGAAUUUUAUGAUAAUCUUGUCGAAGGUCCGCAUGCUCUAGAUGUGGAUGACAAGUAUCUUUGUGUAUGCGGGGAUCCAGAGGUCCACAUUCACUGUUUACGGUGUUUGGCAAAUAUCAUAAAAAGAUUUACGGCUUUGAAAAAGGAUAUUCCGGAAAUCGCCUACCCAGAAUCCCAACCAGAACCCGUACACUAUGAAACUAGUCUCCUCCCGACAAUCCGCAAUGUUGUGGUAGAAGCCGUACCAAAAAAUUUGGCACAGCCUCCAUGCAUAUGUUCGGAAAUGAUUGAAUCUUCCUUCGUGGCCCAAGAUCCCAGAGCUCAUCUCGUCUCAUAUUUGGAAAAGCCGAAUUCUGCCCCAGAAACUGCCCACACAGAGCAGCUUCAGUCCUACAACACAAAUCCGACCCAAACAUUCUCCCCCGUUUGUUUGCACACGUCUUUGUUCACGACGACAGCCUCGGAUAUCAGACUGGUGCAAUGUCAGCCGAACCACACUCAUUACUGGAUGUAUAAGAACUACAGCAUCGCAUUGGAUAAGGGCUACAACGGGUCUAUUGAGAUGGAAGAUGCAAUCCCUCGUACGCCUUCGGCUCGUUUUCACGAGCGAUUUGGCGAAGAAAGCAUUUGCCACGCAAUGUGCAAUGGUAGUGGAGAUCUUGUACAAUAUUCUUAUUGCAGAAUGAUCGAGUCCGGCUUUUUUAUAUUUCUACUGGAUGCUGGUGUACUAGAUGCCCCUUGCUGCGAUAAAUGCGAUGCUGGCAUUUUGUCGCUACUUACGGUUCUCUCUUCGGACAUCGCUGACAGAAUGCGAGACCGGGUGGUCGGAGAAAUUUAUAAUGUGAAUAACGUCUUAGGCAGACAAAACAAACUUGCUUUGGAGACAUGGAAAGGAUUUAACAUUCACGGUACUUACGGGUUUUGUUGCAAACGUACGGAAGACAUGUCUCGAUGUGUUAGAAAUAUGGGGGUAUGGCUUUAUACUAAUCCUGUGUACUACGCUCAUAAAUGGGGACAGGACGAUGGUCUUAUGGAGUUUGUAGAAGCACUUAAUGGCUUUAUGAUGAAUGAGUUAAGGAGGAGCCAGGUCGGUGGUGAGAAUGAUGUGGCUAAGCUUGAUGAUAUUAUGAAGCGUAUGAUCGGGACGAGACUGGAGGAUUUCUUGGUUUACUUCUGCGCUUAA